Striga asiatica is the source of this 1201-nucleotide messenger RNA. The record is from the annotation of a GenBank genome assembly. NCBI's taxonomy places the organism in Eukaryota, Viridiplantae, Streptophyta, Magnoliopsida, Lamiales, Orobanchaceae.
CCGAUUAUUAUUAUUAUUAUAUCUUUUUUUAUAUGAAGAUGGAAAUGUGUGUACUAAAAAAGUAAAAAAUUACAUCGGGAGGGUUCUAGCAAUUUCCCUUUAUCCGACUAUUAAUCAGUAGCUUUUCUGGAAAUCAGCAUUCACUUUAGCACGAUAGUACAAAUUUCAGCAGUGAAAUCAGAUAAAAAAAUGGCGGACAGUGAAGAUUUGGCGCUGGACUUAGAGGAAUUGAAGCGUCUCCAAAGCAUCGCAAAGAGGCCGCGCGUUGUAUCUCUAAUUUCCUCCGAGAUUCGCAACCUGGAAAAACUAUCGAAAGAGGUUAUUUCGGUACCAACCAGCAGCACACCAAAUCCAAUAUCAACAGCACAAAAAACGUUGUUGAUCUAUACCUCUCUUAGCUCCUUCAGCUGGGAUCAAGAUACCGAUCAUCUGAAGAUUUAUGUAUCACUUGAAGGGGUUGAUCGGGAAAAGAUUGAGGCUGACUUCAAGCCUAUGUCGUUCGAUAUCAAAUUCCAUGAUGUCCAAGGAAAGAAUUACAGAUGUGCUGUGCCUAAGCUGAACAAAGAGAUUGUGCCUGAGAAAUGCAAGUUCAUCGUGAAGCCUAAGAGAGUGGUAAUCACUCUAGUCAAAGCUUCUAAAGGGAACUGGUUGGAUUUGCACUUCAAAGAAGAUAAGAUGAAGCCGAAUUUGGAUAAAGAGCGGGACCCGAUGGCUGGAAUAAUGGACCUGAUGAAGAAUAUGUAUGAAGAAGGUGAUGAAGAUAUGAAAAGAACAAUUGCUAAAGCGUGGACUGAUGCAAGGUCUGGAAAGAAAGCAGAUCCUUUGCAGGAUCUGUCAUGAUGUAUUCAAUUGGAGAACAAAUUUGUCGAAAGUUGUGAACUUGGUUUAAAAAUCGGGAUGAGGGUUUAUUUUUCCUUGAUUAUGUGGUUUUUAGUGAUCUUAUCAAAUGCACUGGGGUUUUAUAGUUUAAGAUUAUUAUUACUUCGUGUUUAAUGAUGAUGCUUUAUGUAGGCAUUGAGAUGGAUGUCUUUGGUGUUGCAUUUCUACUGUUUUUUGUGUUGUGAAAUUUGCAUUCGGUGGCUCAUUUUUGUCAGUGAAUAUGAUGAACGCUUCACGGUUAUUUUUGUACUUGAUUAAAAUUUUGGUAAGGAAAAUCUUUUUUCUUCUCUUAUUUAGAAACAUAUGUGGAAGGUAAAAUAGC